UUCAGUUAUGAGCCAGGAGCUCCGCAGGCCAGGCCUAGAGUGGGGCCCACUUGCCCCGUUUCCUCUUUUCCCUGAGAGAGGCUGGGGUCCCUGCCCCGGCCGUGGUCCUGGGCUCUGGAGACCGUGCUGGACAGAGCCAGGUGGGAGGCCCAGCCAACUCCAACUCUGGACUCUGCCCAGGAAUUUCCACUGAGAUGAGAAGACAGGCCAAAGCGAAAGCAGGUUGGAUCCAGCCCGUCCCCGUGGAAACGCGCGCUUCCAUCUGUCCCUGAGAGGGACUUGUUGACCACAAAUAUCUGCAAGGUCUGGCGCAUGGAGGAUGACACACCGAGACUAAGAGAGUCCAGCUCUCUCACAUCAGCGGCCGGUGGUUUGGAGAACAUGGGGGCUGAGCUGUUGGGAAGCCUGGAGGAAGGCCGGGACCCUCACAGUGACUCAAGCCCUGCAGAAGUCAGGGACAGCGGGAGCAAGGCUGGCCCGGAGCCCUCCUCAGGAUGGAGGAGCCUGCAGCCAGCCCUGAGGGUGAGACGCUUCUGCAGAGGGCACGCACAGCUGUUUCGAUGGAUCUGCACAGGCCUGCUAUGUACUGCAUUUGCUGCCUUCCUGCUGAUUGCCUGCCUCCUGGAUUUCCAGAGGGCCCUGGCAUUGUUUGUCCUCACCUGUGUGGACCUUGUCUUCCUGGCCCACAACCUGCUGAAGAGGCCGCUGGGGCCAAAGCUGCUGAGGUGUGUCAAGCCUCUGGGGCAUCCCCGCCUGAACCUCUGGUUUAAGAGGGAGCCCUUUCUAGCCCUUGCUGCUUUCCUGGGCCUGAUCCUAUGGCUGGUUCUGGACACCUCUCAGCGGCCUGAGCAGCUGGUGUCCUUUGGAGGAAUCUGCAUGUUCGUCAGCCUCCUCUUUGCCUUCUCAAAGCAUCACCGCGCAGUAUCCUGGCGGGCUGUGUCCUGGGGUCUUGGACUACAGUUUGCACUUGGACUCUUCGUCAUCAGAACAGAACCAGGAUUUAUUGCAUUUCAGUGGCUGGGCGACCGGAUCCAGAUCUUCCUGAGCUACAGGUCCAGCUUCUUGUCUGGGGAGGCUCUGGUCAAGGAUAUCUUUGCAUUUCAGGUUUUGCCCAUCAUUGUUUUCUUCAGCUGCGCCAUGUCAGUCCUCUACUACGUGAGCCUCAUGCAGUGGGUGAUCCUGAAGAUCUCCUGGCUGGUGCAGGCCACCAUGGGCCCCAUGGCCACGGAGACCCUGAGUGUGGCUUGAAACAUCUUUGUGAGCCAGACUGAGGCUCCUCUACUGAUCCGGCCCUACUUGGCAGACAUGACACUCUCUGAAAUCCACGUUGCCAUGACCAGAGGCUAUGCCACCAUUGCCGGCAGCCUGCUGGACACCUACAUCUACUUUGGGAUCGAUGCUGCCUCCUUAAUUGCUGCCUCUGUGAUGGCUGCCCCUUGUGCCUUAGCCCUCUACCCGGAGGUGGAGGAGUCCAAGUUCAGGGGUGAGGAAGGAGUGAAACUGACCUACAGAGAUGCUCAAAACCUCUUAGAAGCAGCUAACAGUGGGGCCGCCAUGUCCGUGAGGGUCGUGACCAACAUCGCAGCCAACCUGAUUGCUUUCCUGGCUGUGCUGGCCUUCAUCAACACUGCCCUCUCCUGGCUGGGAGACAUGAUGGAUGUCCAAGGGCUCAGCUUCCAGGUACAGCUCAUCUGCUCCUACAUCCUGCGGUCAGUGGCCUUCUUGAUGGGCGUGGCCUGGGAGGGCUGCCCGGUGGUGGCUGAGCUGCUGGGAAUGAAGCUGUUUCUGAACAACGGGCGCCGAGGAGUGGGCCGGUUCCAGGAAGCAGUAGAUCUCUGUGAGUGUCCCCGUCCCCACCCUGGGGCAGGGCGUGAUGCAGCGGCUCCCCUGUGGGCCCGGCUGAGACACUAUGUGGGGCUGCUCAACCUCCCACAUCCCGUUGCCCUGGGCAACAAGUCAGCUUCAGAGGCCAUCUUUCUCAAGGCCUCUUAGGAGGCUGAGGCUGAGAAAGAGCCCCGUUGGAGGUAUCUGAACUCCAGCUGUAGACAGGCCACCAUCCUGUGCAGCCCUGGGCCAGCCGCUGCACCUUGCCUCUUCUGUUGGAAAACAAGUGUAGAACCUGCCACGCCUACCCCGAAGGAAUGGAUGUGAGCAUCUAAUGAGCUAAGAGAGUAAAACAGGGAGACCUCACCACCACAUUCAUCUUCAAUAUAUUGGAUUCAG
This is a messenger RNA of Balaenoptera acutorostrata (minke whale), 2223 nucleotides long. Its product is annotated as sodium/nucleoside cotransporter 1. Gene Ontology annotation, molecular function: pyrimidine- and adenosine-specific:sodium symporter activity. Gene Ontology annotation, biological process: nucleoside transmembrane transport; pyrimidine nucleobase transport; uridine transmembrane transport. The record is from RefSeq and is a predicted model, not a curated record. Gene Ontology annotation, cellular component: membrane. Lineage: Eukaryota; Metazoa; Chordata; Mammalia; Artiodactyla; Balaenopteridae.